UACCCUAUUAUUUAACUUUCGGUACGGAAGGACACUGCUGUUAUAUUAGGAAAAGGCAAAUUUUACAAGGCAUAAUGGCGAACGCUGCACCACCUUCAUUGGACUGGCAAACUGGGAAAACACUGUCAGAGUGUUUUGACCAUAUCCUCAUUUCCGGUAUAGCUAGCGACGUCACAUUUCUUGUCGGCGAAGACAAGAAAAAAAUUUCCGCUCACAAACUGGUCCUCAUCAGCCGAAGUCCCGUGUUUUAUGCCAUGUUUGAGGGUCCAAUGGCGGAGAAAGGGGAGGUAACCAUUCCGGAUACCUCUGAAGAUGCUUUCCGGAUAUUUUUGAGGUAUCUGUAUACAGACACAAUCGACCUAACAGAGAAGAACACAGUACCGGUUUUAAGUGUUGCCAGGAAAUACUGUGUAGAUAUUCUUGUUUCACGGUGCGAGGAGUUUCUGAACCAAACUGUGUCUGUAGACAAUGCUUGUCUGUUUCUGGAGCUAGCUCACGAGUUCCUGAUGGAAAAUCUUAAAACGGAAUGCCUUCAAUUGAUUUCUUACUCCCCGGACGAAAUACUACAGUCCUCAUCGUUUGCUGACCUGUGUCCGAGCUGUGUGGUCAGUAUUACCGAGUCUGAUGACCUACAAGCAUACGACGAGAGUGACGUGUACAAUGCCGUCUUAAUGUGGGCAGAGGCGGAAUGUAAACGACAAAACCUGAAAGCCACAUCUGAUAACAAAAGGAAUGUCUUAGGAGAUAUCCUCUACACUGUCCGGUUUUCUGUGAUGGAUGAUGAUUUUUUUCAAAAAAAGGUUUGCCAUCACAAGGUACUUCCUGCUGAGGAUGCCAUUCAAACAAUCAACUAUCGACAUCACCGGGAGAAGGUCUCAGGCAGCAAACUUAAUCAUAACGAGAGAAGAAUUGAUAGGAUAAAAGGAAAAGUAUGGCGUGUUAAGGGAUUCGUACACGAUGAUUGGGUUUAUGGAAUGGAGUCGGUGUCGUUUACAGUAUCUGACAAUAUACGCUUACUAGGAUUUGGAUCAUUCUACUCCCUCGGUGACAAUACUGUCAAUGUAGUCAUUUACGAAAAUAACGAAGUUGUUUACAAAGCUGAUAAGAUAUCUCGGGUUAAAAGCGAAUCCGAUGAUAUUGGGGAAGUUUUGUUGAAGGGCAGCAAGUGCAUCCAUCUCAAACCUGACAAUGUGUACACUAUAACAGAACAUACAUAUUAUAAUAGAAAGUGUUACAGCCAACAGACACUCGGCGAUACAUUGCAGUGCAAAGGUACAACGAUCACAUUUCAGACACCUUUUGUUACUUUGCCAAACGUCAAAGGACACAAUAGAAAUCAAGUGCCAUAUUUGUUGAUGAAAUGAAGUUGAAUUAAUAAUUACAUUUCGGAGUAGAAAAUCAUUAUGGUGCAGUCACAUCUGUUAACAGUCUGUAUAUUUGUUUAGAAACAUUGUCACAGCCUCGGUGUUUUAUAUCCGAAGAAAAACCGUUCCGACUUGUUAAGUUGUUUUGCUACCUAAACUUGCUUAUCUAUUUAAUGUAGCAUAUAGUAAUAUACGGAAUAUACAUACAUAUUUUCACAAUAAUUUAAUUUUCACAAGCAUAGCAUGCCCUUAUUAAAUUUAAUUUUCACAAGCAUAGCAUGUCCUUACUAUGAUAAUUCGAACCCUGGACCUAUAUAUGAUCAAUCAGGAUUCUUUUUAAUAGUGCUAGCAUUAUGAAAUUUUAUAAAAAUGUCAUAUUAAGUUUUUACAAAUAGGAAAAUCAAUUAACAGUACAGAAAUAUAUUAUGAGUCAAAAUAGUGUAACGUUCAUAGUUUGGUACGUUAUUGGGGACAUCAUGGGCUGCUGCCCUGAUACAGGUAGAGGACAUGUUACGGUGUAGUGGUCCGGAUUGUCUCGUGUUACUGUAUCGCUCCUAUUGGAAUACAUUAUAGUGAAUCGUUCCUAUUUGAUUUUAACAAGUUAAGCUGUCUUGUAUAUCGUUUGUUUUAUGAAACAAAACAUGAUAUUGUAUCGUUCUUGUUUGAAUAUAUGUCAUAGUAUUGCGUUAUUGAUUUAGCAAAUCAUAGAUUAUCAGAUUAUUUUAUCAUAAAACAUAAUAGUGCAUCGUUCCUGUUACAAAAGUCAUAUUAUCAUUUUUCAUUUAGCAAAUUAUAUAUGGUAAAGCGUGUCUUUUUUAUACAAUGUAUUUAUACAUGGUAAUAUAUCGUUGUGUAGCACUUUUGGUUGGACAUAUUACAUAACGUUAAGCGGUUCUUU
Mizuhopecten yessoensis (Yesso scallop) is the source of this 2262-nucleotide messenger RNA. RefSeq names its product BTB/POZ domain-containing protein 6-like. The record is from RefSeq and is a predicted model, not a curated record. Gene Ontology annotation, biological process: neurogenesis. NCBI's taxonomy places the organism in Eukaryota, Metazoa, Mollusca, Bivalvia, Pectinida, Pectinidae. Gene Ontology annotation, molecular function: protein binding. Gene Ontology annotation, cellular component: cytosol; P-body. The transcript is spliced from 4 exons. The coding region runs from base 75 to 1364 and encodes 429 amino acids.